Messenger RNA from Toxoplasma gondii ME49, 1404 nucleotides. RefSeq lists its product as hypothetical. The transcript is spliced from 5 exons. Lineage: Eukaryota; Apicomplexa; Conoidasida; Eucoccidiorida; Sarcocystidae. The record is from RefSeq and is a predicted model, not a curated record. The coding region runs from base 325 to 1404 and encodes 359 amino acids.
GUUGUCACCCAGAGCGACGGUUCGUCGGGGUUAUACUUAUUUUCCACUGAGACCUCCUCGUCGAUGUGUCGGGCUGUGUCUUUUGACUGCAUGAUCUGUUCCCCCACUUAGGUGCAAACGCGUUUGUCCUGUCAAGCGGCAACAGCAAAAUGACUCGCCACGUGUAAACGCGACAGAGACACGAGGCUGCAGCUGCUCUUCCCCUUGAUGAAUCCCACCCACGUUUCUUGAUGUUUGGACACUGUCCUAAAUGCGCUGUAUGCUUAGUGCACAACAGCGGCAACGUCCGGAAAGCAGGAAGCCGACGCUGAACGGUUCUGGACGAUGGAUUGGGGUCAUCGGAACCCAGGAGACGGGAGGAUUGUGGGGGACGUCGUCCCUUUGUCAACAUCGGACGAUAUGGGAGUCGAAAUGGCGAUGGAAAACCCUUUCUUGGCGGCCAGCCAAGCGGAAAUGCCCGCACAGCGGCAGCAAUCGCGUUCCUUUAUUCGUGACAUCGUAACGUCGCUUGAAGACCCAAACAUAGCUAGUACAGCGUCAGAGGGGACUACCGUGGGAGAGAGGGCAGGAUCGAAGUCAAUGUCAGGCGGUUUAGCCCCGUCUGACGCAGAGGUCCAGGAUGUGCAGGGCAAGUCGGAAGAUGGUUCACAGGAGAAGCACGAAAAAUGCUUGGCAACCCUAAACGGGAAGGAUUCCUCUAGUCUGUUGAAAGCUUCAAGAAAUUCCCUUCAUGACGACGUAACAGAGGAGCACACCCGGAUGCAGCCGAUCCUCAUGCCCGGUCAAGACGGCGUCGGCGGGCUUGCUGUGAAAGCGUCCAAUAUUAAGAGCAUGGGACUUGUGCUUGAAGGCGCCAACGGGAAUGAAGUUCCGGUACCGUACAAGGUGUUCGCGAAGGCGGAUGUGCUUCAGGAGAUUCGGAACCUCGGAAAAGACUCGGACUGGGCUGAGCACAAGUCUGUCCUGCGGGUCUGCCCCCUCGACGAGCUGCUGGUGGUGCAUGACCCCCACAAACUCUACGGCCACUCCUUCGCAUGGGUUUUCACCGAGGUUGCAUACGACGUCAUGGCGAAGAGGCUGCAGGAGUGUCGGGAGGCCGCGGUAACGAUGUAUGUCAGGGAUCGUGCUGAUGAGGCUCGAAAAAAAGACAAGAGACAGAUCCAGGCGCCUGAUGAUCAAUUUGGAAAUUACGUGCCACCGAGGACUUGGAGCUCUACCACGAUAGAUAUCACAAAUGAGGAAAUUCGUCGCAUGGAGCUGCAGCCGAAGCGCUCAUUGUUGACGCGAAUCAUCUCUAAAAAGUACCGGCUUUUCAAAGAACCGUGCCAUUUCCAAGCCACUUCGGACAAAAUUCAUUCGAGCCGACCUCAAAAGGUAUGUCCUGUCAUGUUUGUUCACUGCUGA